ACUCGAACUCGAAGUAAACAAAGCAGUCGACGUCGAGAACCCACUCAGCGAGACUCUACGACCACCUCUUCGUCUGUGUGUUAUCUAUGACGAGAAAACCUCAUGGCUGCGAAGCGUCCGUCGUCUGGGGGGAAGUGGAAACAGCUCUUCCCUACGAAAUGCAGCUUAUUCGUGUUCUUGGCUUACAUGGCGCUGUUUAUUAAUCAAGGGAUAAUGGUGACGGCAUCACAACGUGCAGACAACAGUUAUAGCUACAACACCGUCACUGUGGUUCUGCUUUCAGAGGCAACUAAGCUUGUGGUUUCGUUUCUACUCUACCUCAGAGAAAACAAAGCUUCAGAACUUUUUGCCGAGAUGAGUCAACACACAAGAGUUCUGGCCCUGUACAUGGUGCCAGCACUUCUGUACUGCCUGUACAACAAUUUGGCUUUUGUCAACCUCGCUGCAUAUGACCCUACCACAUACUUCCUGCUUCUACAGCUGCGGGUCGUUGUUACAGGCAUCGUCUUCCAGGUAUUGUUCAAGAAGCAACUAAGCAAAUGGCAGUGGGUGUCCCUCUUCAUCCUUACACUCGGCUGCAUUGUGAAGCAGUUGAAUGUCACCGAGAAAAAUGCUCAAGUUGUAACAUCACCAAAGACAGAUGACAUUACAAGCCACAUGGUCUCAUCCUUGUUUUCUGUUCACACGGGUCUUGUACUGCUGCAGGUUUUAUGUUCUUGUCUGGCUGGAGUCUACAAUGAGAAAUUGCUAAAGGACAUUGGUGCAGAAGUUCACAUUAUGGUGCAAAAUGUGUUCAUGUAUAUUGAUUCAAUACUUUGCAAUGCUGCAGUUCUUCUCAUGAGAGGCGAACUAGGAUCUGCAUUUACAGUUACAGCACUUUCCCAGAUCUGGCAGCCAGCUGUGAUUGUAAUCAUCAUAAACAACGCAGCUGUGGGGAUUGUCACUAGCUUCUUCCUGAGAAACUUGAACUCCAUACUGAAGACCUUCGCAUCAGCCCUUGAGUUAAUGUUUACAGCUGUGUUAUCUUGGCUCAUCUUUGGGAUUGAUAUUGGCUGGUGGACUGUGCUUGCUAUAGCAUUGGUCACGUACGCUUCUUGGAUGUAUGCGCAGAACCCUGUUGUCAAUAGAGGGCGUUUGGAUCAGCUGGAAGGUAGUCAGACAUCAGAAGAAGUAAGACUGGUGUCAAGUGAGACGACAGAAGUGUGAGAGUAUUUGGAGAUAAAGAAGAGGCUUGUGAUUAUUAAACAUUAUUCAGGUUUAGCCUUGUUAUUCAGUGCUCUCAGUAUUAUUUUGUAUAUUUUGGAAAUCACCUUUGAGUUUCAGUUGAGUAACUGAUAGAACUUGCCAUUAAUCAAUUUGCAGUAUUAGGAAAUUCCUAGAUAUGUUCAAGUCUUUACUUGUAGCUAGAGGUAGCUACAUAUAUGCUAUAAUCCCAGAAGGUAUAAAAUCUGUAUAUAUUUGUUUUCUUACUAUCAUGUUAGUGAAGGUAAUAUUUAGAAUUAUUAUUUUUUCGGAAUUCUAGUCAUAAAUAUUUAGUCAGCCUAUUCAGGAGGUGACAAGCUUUAUCAACUAUGUCCCAGUUAUUAUUAUCUUUUUAAUAUUACUUGACUACAAGAAAAAAAUGCAAGUAUUUGCUCAUCACUCUAUAACUAAAGAGGUCCUAGGAUGACAUUCAAAAGAGAUAAAUGUAGCUAUAAAGUACUUAGGAAUUGUUUUCAUAGAACCUGUAUAUUAUAGCUCUGUACACUGCUACAUGUUCUGACAAUCCUUGUAAUGUCAUGAAUAUGGUUUUGCAUUUUGAAUUGCAAAAAUAUUGGAAGUGCUCCUGUGUGUUGUAUGUGCUAUUGCAUCUGGUUCAUAGUCUGUGAGCCAGGUUUCUUUACCUUGGCUCUACUUCUAGGCAUUUCCUCUAAGCGCACAGAGCCAGAUGACAGUUCUACUGUCUGCCGAGCAACUCUUUGCACAAAUGCAUGUCAUAUGAUUUUGUUUGUUAAGGAUUAUUGAUAAAUGAAUUGACUUUUUAAGUGUUUGGUUAAAGUAUAAGUUGAAUAUUUUUGUUAUAGGAAGACGUGUUAUGUAUAAAAAGUAACUAUGUGUUUGAGUUCAAACUAAAGAGGUUGGAUUUUUAUUCAUUUUUAUUUUUUCAUUCAUAAUGUGAAGAUAUUGUGGUUUCUAUAGUACAUCGUAUUUUAACUGAACUGUGCCAUUUUUACAUUAAUCAAAGAGAAGAUACCAAAAAUACAGUUAUAAGAAUACUUUUGUGUAAUAUCAUUGUGUUGAGAUAUGCAUCACAGUAAUGUUUGUCUGAUGUCUAAAUCCUUUCAAGACUAUUUGCAAGUGUUUUGGUAUAUAUACUAUAUUAUGUCCCUGAAAUAAAGAUACAAGAUAUGCUUCAAUAAAUGGUUCUACUGCUCAUUUCAGACAAUCUGUGGCUUAAAGGGAUGGAGUGACUUUUAACCUUUUUUCAGGAAGUAUAUAGAACUUCAUUAACCAUCUUUUGUGCCAUACAGGGGCUAAUAGUUUUUAUUUAGGGGAGCAGGCCUGUAAUUUACCUAAAAAAUGCAUGAAUCUUCUUCCCUUGUUUGCUAAGAGGGAAGAAAUCUGCUGACAGAUAGAAUAGCCCUCUGUUUUUAUACUUUGGAGGGCGCAAGCUUCUAAUUUACUGACACAAGGGAUAGAUCUUAUUAACUUGACAAGGAAAACGUUUGCGGUUAAUGCUUGCCAAUAAAAAGAGCAUGGGGAGAUGUGUGUCACUGAGCAAAUUAGGACAUGUAUACGUGUAUUACAUGAUUACGUUGUGAUAGCUAUAGCCAUAUCUGUCACUGAGUGGUUAACAGGGUGGGUAAUCCAUAAUGCCUGUUUGCACUUAUUUAUUUAUAUUCUUAAGAUGAUGCUCUCAGCCUGAGACUUGCAGCUGCUUAAACAGUAGUGUUAUUUUGAAGUUCAGUGACCAGGAAAAGUUACUAUUUAUUUCAUAUGCUAGGAGUGUAAAACAAUUGAUGUAUCUGCUAUGAAUGCUUGUUAUGUUUUUAAUUCCUUUGUUCUUUGUUUGUAGAAUGAAUUAUGGAGUACAAGAAAAUACUGAAUGGUCAGUAGUAGUUUAUCUUUUUUUAUGAUUAAUGGGUUUAUUCUUGCAGAAAUCUGUGGUUAAUUAAACAUGACAAACCUCUACCCAUUUUUCCAUUAAAAUUACAAUAAUGGAUAUUAUUUUUUGUGGAGAAACUGUAUUACAGGAGUCAUUAAGGCCAAACAUGUAUUUUUAACCUAACAUUUCAAAUACUUUAAAUUGCUGUCCUUAUUUAUCAUUAUAAGGUUAAUGUUAGCAUAAUUCUGUUGUUUCCAUUGGUCAUCAGGUGAUCAUAUGGAAAGUUUGUGUGUUUCAAAAUGAACUUCAGGUUCUUUCAAAUUGCAUUUGGAUGGUUCAUAUUACACUUCAUUUAUUUUGAAAUAAAAUUUAGAUGAUUGAAAUCAAACUUUCAAAUAAACAAUAGGUAUUUUCAUUUAAACUUUAGAUGGUUUUGAGGUACUCCUCAUUACUUUUAAUUUGAAGUUCAUUUAGUUUGAUUUAAGUGUGAAAAGGUUUUAAAGGCUAGCAAUGAUUAUAAUACAGCAGUUUUGGUGGAAAAUAGAAUGUGAAUUGUGUGCCUGCUGGUGAUUUUUUUCCCUCAUAGUGACUGUAGGAACAAGGUAAGGAAAGAAACCAGAGAAUGCAUGCAAUCUCAGCUCUGUAUUUCUUGGCUUAUCUGCAGUCUCUUGAGCUCUUGUCUGCCCACUACCCAACUUGGACUGGCAAUUGUGUAUGCUAGAUGGUCCUCAUAGAAUUCUCGUAAUAUGAAGUCAAGCAGUAAAAUUUGUAACUGGUAGAUUUUUGUUCAUUAAAAAUAUCAUUGAAUUAACCUUAUCAAGUCAUAUGUUCAUCUUAAACUUGCUUUUCAUGGUUAUUUUAUUUGCAUAUUUGAUAUUUAGUGACACAGAUUUAGGCAGAUGGUCUGUCCUCUGACAUAAGAAAUGAAAUACAAUUAUAUUUUCACAGACAAAUAGAAUAUUGACUAAUUUCCUCAUAGUUCUUUGCUCUGGGACAUUUUGAUCAUUUUUUUUUAUUUUUGCCACAUAUAUAUCUAUAUUUUGUAGCUGUUCCCUAGACUUUUCUAUAAUAGAUAUUUUAUGUAAUGAUAAUUAAUAUUUAUUUAGAUAUGUAUACAGGUAGAAAUAUUAUAUUUCCCAUAUGUAAAGAUAUUUCAUAUGAAUAUCCUAUGUAAUUCUCCUUAACAGCAACUAUGUGAUUCAGGUCAUUCCAUAUAUUUAUUAUUUGCAUUUUGUGAAGGCAUUUUCAUUCUGUACAAUGUAUUUCAUUUCUAAAUUUACAGUUACACCCUGAUAACUGUGUCAAGAAUGGAAAUCUCUUCUUAACCAUGCAAAAUUAUUAGUUUUCACCUUCUACUUGCUUGAGGUAUGGCCAUUUUACUAACUGGAAAAGUUUAUUAUUUGUGAUUGUACAUGUAGUCAUGAAGGUAGUUCAUAGCUUGAAAAUUAUGUUAUAUGUACUUGUUUGUUUAUCACUAACAGCAUUUUUGCUAGAAGUUGUUUACAUAGUAUUCCAGAAAACAUCAACCAGUGAGUGUGCAACAUAAUGUGAUGUGUUUCUAGGUGAAUUAAACAAUUAAACAAUAUCCCAUAAUCAUAUGAAGUAUCCAUUAACUGGUCAUAUGUGAAAUGUUGCUCCUUUUAAUAUACUUGAAUUACAUGUGUUGUGAUGAUGUGGGGUAUGUAUUGGAAGCUUAGUGUUCUUUGAUGAAAGAGAUAAGGCCAGUGAUUGAAUAAAUUAUUUUUCUGAUUGGUAUGUAUUCAAGAACAUUAUGUGAAUUGCUUGAGCUCAUUUGAAUGACAUAAGUACAGAUAUACUUACUUGCCACAGAGGUGUUAUACAAUAUUGUGAUUAAUGACCAUGCUACUUUAAUUAACAAGAUACCUAAAUGAAGAAAUACAGAAAUAUUUAGUGCAGCAUUACCAUGUUAUAUAAUGAUUCUGAUUAGACGAAGAAGCUUCACAAGCAAUAGAUAAGGCAAAAAGAAAGUAAUAAACAAUUACUAUUAUCUA
This is a messenger RNA of Penaeus vannamei (Pacific white shrimp), 5097 nucleotides long. RefSeq names its product UDP-galactose transporter senju (gene senju). The record is from RefSeq and is a predicted model, not a curated record. Lineage: Eukaryota; Metazoa; Arthropoda; Malacostraca; Decapoda; Penaeidae. Gene Ontology annotation, biological process: pyrimidine nucleotide-sugar transmembrane transport. Gene Ontology annotation, cellular component: Golgi membrane. Gene Ontology annotation, molecular function: UDP-galactose transmembrane transporter activity.